This is a messenger RNA of Gopherus evgoodei (Goodes thornscrub tortoise), 1777 nucleotides long. It is a transcript of the gene CUNH6orf136, whose product is annotated as chromosome unknown C6orf136 homolog. The transcript has 6 exons. Bases 631 to 1593 code for a protein of 320 amino acids. Lineage: Eukaryota; Metazoa; Chordata; Testudines; Testudinidae. The record is from RefSeq and is a predicted model, not a curated record.
UGUGGGGUGUGCAUGGGUUGGGUGCUGGAGCUGCAGGGUGUGCUUGGGGUCUGGGGUGUGUGCAUAGGCUGGGUGCUGGGGCUAGGGGAGUGCAUGGGCUGUGGGAUACAGGAUGCAUGACUGGGAACUGGUAGUGCAGGGGACUGCAGAAUAUGGAAUUGGGGGGCUGGAGGAGUGAAGAGGCAAGGGGGAGUGCCAAGGCUGGGGCCUGGGGGUUUGGAGGGUGCUUGAUCUGGGGUUCUGUAGAGGACUGGGAGGUUGCAUGGUCCUGGAGAGGUGCAGGGUCUGGGGUAUAUGCAUGGGCAGGGAUGCAGAGAUUGGGGAGUACAGGGGACUGCAUAGUGCAGAAGUUGGUACCUGGGCGGGGGGCAGGGUGCAGAGGCUGAGGUCAGGUGUUGCAUGCGGUGAGGGAUGCAGAAUGCAUGGUUGGGGCCUGGGGGUGCAGAGGACUACAGACAUUGGGGGAUGCAGGGCUGGGACCUGUGGCAGGUGCAGGGGCUGGGACUAUAGGGUAAAUGAGGAGGGGCAUAAGACCACAGGAGUGGAGGGGCAGUGGCAGUGACUUUGAGUGCAAGGUUGAGGGACCUGGUCUCCUGCUGGGAGAAGGCCCCCCAGGCACUGGGCCCACCCAUGGCCCUGAAGUUCCACUUGUCACUGGUAGAGCAGCAGGUGGAAGCUGCCAGGACCCUCCUGUUGCCUCCGCCAGGGGCCAACCUGGUGGGUGGAACCUUCCUGAGUUCAUCGGAGCAGAAGCUGAGCCUGCAUGAGCUGCUGCAGGGUCUGGAGCAGGGGUGCCCCCGCCAGCCCACUGCCCUCUCCCCUCUGGAGAACAUGGAGGCCUCUGUUAUCACAGUGGAUGGGCAGCAGGAGGACGAUAUCACUGUGCGGGAGGGCACCGGCCUGGACAGCGCCUCCCUGGACUCUCUGUACAGCCUGUUUUACGGCAAGCCCUGCUGGAUGCCCUUCCAGGCCACUGCCGGUACAGGCACCAGUGCCACCUCUGGCUUGCCUGGGAACCACGACCCCAGCAUGGAGGAGCACCUGGCUGUCAUGUACAAGAAGCUGCAGCAUGAGUUGCCGAAUUUCUUCCUGAAGAUACCGGACUAUGGGAUCUACUCCCAGGAUGUGGAGUUCGUCAACGAGAUCCUGCACAUGAGAACUCGGGGCCGAGCCAUGUACCAGCUGGCACUGGCUCUGUGCCGCCUCGUGGCCUGGAACUACUUCGCCAACAUGCGGCUGGAGGUGCUGAAGCUGACGCAGCACCCCGAGAACUGGAGCAUCCAGGCCCGCUGGCGCAUCGUAGGGCUCCCUUUCCAUGUCCUCAUGCUGCGUUUCUACAAGAGGGACAAGAGAGAGCUGUACAGGACCUAUGAUGCCUAUUCCACUUUCUUUUUGGACUCCAGAGGAUUGAUCCGCUGUCACCGGAUAGACAAGCUGAUGCCAUCCCAGCCGCCUGUGGUCAAGGUGAAGAAGCUGCUGGUGGCCACUCUGGUUGGCCUGGGCCUGUCAGAGCACAGAACCUCUCUGCAGCUGCUCUUAUCUGCCCUGGCUGGCAAACAGCAGGGGGUGCCAGUGGGCUACAGGGACAGCUGAGCCAGCCCCGGAGGAAGUCAGGCUCGGCCUGGAUGUUGUGACUCUUGCAAGUUGAUGUCGCCUCAACGCACAAAGCCUGGCCCGCCGGCUCUGCUGCAUGGUCUGUGCCCUGCCCCCUCCCUGCCAAGCACUGUAAAGAACCACUAUAACUUAACUGUACAUAAUAAAGCCCUGUGGAGAGAUG